Caenorhabditis briggsae is the source of this 2010-nucleotide messenger RNA. Lineage: Eukaryota; Metazoa; Nematoda; Chromadorea; Rhabditida; Rhabditidae. Gene Ontology annotation, molecular function: GTP binding; GTPase activity. Bases 1 to 2010 code for a protein of 669 amino acids. The transcript has 12 exons. Gene Ontology annotation, cellular component: nucleus; cytosol. The record is from RefSeq and is a predicted model, not a curated record.
AUGUUCUCGGCGAUUCGAAAAAAGCUAGGAGGCGACAAGGAUGAUCAGAAACCAACGGUUAUGCCAUCUGGAGUGCAGCGUGUUGAUGCUGAGCUGCAAAGAAAAUUCGCGAGAGGAGUGCAGUACAACUGUCCGUUUUUUCCCCCAUUAAAAUGUGAUUUGUGUCUUUUUCCAGUGAAAAUUGUGAUCCGCGGAGACCGAAAUGUCGGGAAAACAUGUUUGUGGAAACGUCUCCAAGGACUCUCGUUUCAAGAGGAGUACGUGGCAACUGAAGAGAUUCAAGUCGCCAACAUCAAUUGGAACUAUCGAGCCACAGAUGAUGUUGUCAAAGUUGACGUAUGGGAUAUCGUGGACCAAUCGACAAAGAAGCGAGUCCGGGAUGAUAAAUUGAAGUUGGCAAAUAACGGAGUAGAUAAAAGUGAUGGUGGUCUUGAUUACGAAGACACCGCUUGCGAUGCACGAUUUGUCGACGUUUACAAAGGAACCAAUGGUGUGAUUUUUGUUUUUGAUAUUACAAAAACAUGGACCUGGGAAUAUGUUCAAAAAGAGAUUGUGAAAGUUCCCAAUAAGAUUCCUGUACUUGUCCUCGCCAAUCGACGAGAUAUGGGACAUCAUCGACAGGUCACUGAUUUGCAAUGCUCAACAUUUGUGGAACUUUUCAAUAGUAGUCAUCCUUCACCGGAUGGAUCUCCACGAGCUCGAUUUGCUCCAGCCUCCAUGAGAUACGCAUUUGGGCUAAAAUUUGUCCAUCAUUUUUUCAACAUCCCUUUCCUUUGUCUUCAGCGUGAAUCACUCUUACGUCAAAUCGAGACCAAUAAAUCAGAAAUCGUGUCUAGCUAUCAUGAGCUAGACUGCUAUCAAGAGACACCAGAAGCUGACUAUGACACUUUUAUCGAAAUGGUGAAUCAGAAGCGAAGAGAGUACGCGGAUAAAAAUAGCGUGUCUGCAAGACAAGGUGCGGUUCAGACGUCAGGAAGAGUCAUGGGUGGAGGGCAGCCAAUUCCAGGGCAACGAUUAACACCACCGGCGAUCCCGAGAACAUCGUUAGAACACUCAGGAGGAGCUAGUAACACCAAUUCUGCUUCUGACCCAACUCUCAAAAAUUCGUUCGAAUUUAUCGGAGACGAAGACGGUAUCAACAGUUUCCUUGGUGAAAAACAAGAACCGAAGCAAAACGGAGCCGUCAGACCCAAGCAUAACGAAAGCGAUAGCGAGACCGAGAACAAUAUGGUUUAUAAGUUUGAAGAAGAUUUCUCCGUUGAUGACGAUUUAUUGGCAAAGAUGGCAAAGAUUGGAGAACAGCGACAAGUCCAGUUGAAUUUGAAAAAGUUGACAGUCCCCGAGACGACCGAGAGAGAAACUGAAACCCCCAUCGCGUAUCACGUGAAGGUACACGAAGACGAUGUGGAUUCACCGGUCAAAGAACCGCCAGCGAUUGAAGAAUCUGAGGUGCUUGGAGAACAAUCAGACAUCAAAGAACAGAAUUUUCAGAGUUGUUAUGAAAGUCCCAUGCGAGAAACACCUCCAGAUUUUGUGACAUCUCCAGUGACAGUGGCGAUGACAUCAGAUGAUUUGGAUGCGUGGUUAGGAUCAGAAGAUCAUUCUCCAAAGUCGACUUCUAUGAACUUUGAAAAACACAAUAGCAGCGACGAAGAGUUCGGUGUGGAACUUCCCCAACCUCCACCAAAGAAGACGGUAGAUAUAUUCUCGCCGCCGGUAGUGGAGGAAAAAGCUCCGAAGCGGACUGAAACGCCUUCCUUUAUAGAUGACCUUCCCGAGGAUGAGCCAGAGCCAGAGAAAAUUGAAAAGGUAUCGAAGAAGAAGAAAGUGAAGAAAACCACCAAAAAGGCUAAAGCUGAAGAUGAAGAAGAGCAAGAGGAGAAAUUGACCAAGAAGACCAAGAAAGUUUCGAAGAAGAAGGCCGUUGAGAAGACAUCACAAUCCCUUCUAGAAGAUUUUCUGGGUCCUGCGGAUGACACGGUGGCUAGUGGUGAUUAUGAUCCUCUGUAA